GUUUAGACCAGUAGAUAAAUUUGGUGAAUUAGAUGAGAUACUAACAGAGAAUAAACUUGACAAAGAUGAAUUAGUAGAAAAAGAUGAGCAAUCAAAUUAUGAAACAGAUGAUGAUGAACUUAUAGAA
Molecule: messenger RNA, 127 nt
Organism: Racocetra persica
Lineage: Eukaryota; Fungi; Glomeromycota; Glomeromycetes; Diversisporales; Gigasporaceae
Source: the annotation of a GenBank genome assembly